CGCGCCGCGGGCUGCGGGCUGCGGGCUUGGUGCGCCCCGCGCCGGGGAUGACCCUGCCCGGGGGCCCGACCGGCAUGGCGCGGCCGGGGCGCGCGGGGCCCUGCAGCCCGGGGCUGGAGCGGGCGCCGCGCCGGAGCGUCGGGGAGCUGCGCCUUCUCUUCGAGGCACGCUGCGCCGCGGUGGCCGCCGCAGCCGCUGCCGGGGAGCCCCGGGCCCGUGGGGCUAAGCGGCGCGGGGGCCGGGUCCCCAACGGGCUCCCGCGGGCCGCCCCGGCGCCGGCGAUCCCUCAGCUGACCGUGACGGCCGAGGAGCCGGACGCGCCCCCGGCCAGUCCCGGGCCGCCGGAGCCCGAGGGGCGCUGGCUCCCGGCCGCGGGCGCGCACCUGCAGCAGCCGCGCCGCCUCUCCACCUCGUCGCUGUCCUCCACCGGCUCCUCGUCGCUGCUCGAGGACUCGGAAGACGAUCUGCUAAGCGACAGCGAGAGUCGAAGUCGCGGCAACGUACAGCUGGAAGCCGGCGAGGACGCUGGUCAGAAAAGCCACUGGCAGAAGAUCCGCACCAUGGUGAACCUGCCGGUCAUGAGCCCCUUCCGGAAGCGCUACUCUUGGGUACAGCUGGCAGGGCACACAGGGAGCUUCAAGGCGGCGGGCACAAGCGGGCUGAUCCUGAAGCGCAGCUCAGAACCCGAGCGGUACUGCCUGGGCCGGCUGAUGGGGGAUGCAUUGCGUGGCUGCGUGCCCACCUUCCAUGGCGUGGUGGAGCGAGACGGCGAGAGCUACCUACAGCUACAGGACCUGCUGGACGGCUUCGAUGGGCCUUGCGUGCUGGACUGCAAGAUGGGCGUUAGGACUUACCUGGAAGAGGAGCUCACCAAGGCCCGGGAGCGCCCCAAACUGCGUAAGGACAUGUACAAGAAGAUGCUGGCGGUGGACCCCGAAGCGCCCACUGAGGAGGAGCACGCUCAGCGGGCAGUCACCAAGCCACGCUACAUGCAGUGGCGGGAGGGCAUCAGCUCCAGCACCACGCUUGGCUUCCGCAUUGAGGGCAUCAAGAAAGCUGAUGGCUCCUGCAGUACUGACUUCAAGACCACGAGAAGCCGGGAGCAGGUGACCCGUGUCUUUGAGGAGUUUGUACAAGGAGAUAUGGAAGUGCUGAGAAGAUAUCUGAACCGUCUGCAGCAGAUCCGGGACACCCUGGAGGUCUCCGAAUUUUUUAGGAAGCACGAGGUGAUCGGCAGCUCGCUCCUCUUCGUGCAUGAUCAUUGCCAUCGCGCUGGUGUGUGGCUGAUUGAUUUUGGCAAGACCACGCCCCUUCCAGAUGGCCAGAUCCUGGACCACCGGCGGCCCUGGGAGGAAGGCAACCGGGAGGAUGGCUAUCUGCUAGGGCUGGACAAUCUCAUUGGCAUCCUAGCAAGCCUUGCGGAGAGAUGAGGCUGGGCCCUGUUGCCACUUGGGCCUGCCAGUCAGAGAAAUGUGGACCUGUGGCUGUGACCCCACAGUGCAUGCCAGCAAGACCAAACCCCGCUGGGCGGGCAGUUACUUGGUCCUGCAGAGCCAGGAGCCAAGGGGUGUGUUGCCAACACAGGGAAUUGGCCUCACGCAAACCCCACAUUCCCAGAGCUGGGUGACACUAAUUUAGAGGAGAGGAGGAAAACAGUGGACUUCUUCCUCAGCCCAGCUCUCCUGAGGGGGCUCUGCACCUCUUCAGAGGGCUCAGAUAAAGAAUUUCAUUUUGCAAGUCUAGACCUACUGGACAGGCUUACCACACUACAGUGGAUUCCCUUCCCAAUAAAACCCAGAGACCCA
Cavia porcellus (domestic guinea pig) is the source of this 1805-nucleotide messenger RNA. RefSeq names its product inositol-trisphosphate 3-kinase A (gene Itpka). The record is from RefSeq and is a predicted model, not a curated record. Gene Ontology annotation, molecular function: inositol-1,4,5-trisphosphate 3-kinase activity; inositol tetrakisphosphate kinase activity. Gene Ontology annotation, cellular component: nucleus; cytoplasm. Lineage: Eukaryota; Metazoa; Chordata; Mammalia; Rodentia; Caviidae. The coding region runs from base 48 to 1430 and encodes 460 amino acids. The transcript is spliced from 7 exons. Gene Ontology annotation, biological process: inositol phosphate biosynthetic process.